Molecule: messenger RNA, 744 nt
Organism: Penaeus indicus
Lineage: Eukaryota; Metazoa; Arthropoda; Malacostraca; Decapoda; Penaeidae
Product: salivary glue protein Sgs-3-like
Exons: 4
Coding region: 1-744 (247 amino acids)
Source: RefSeq, a predicted model, not a curated record
AUGAUCCUCCUUGUUAAUACUGACGUCAUUGACCGCGUCCUAAGCUUCCCCAUUACCUGUCCGCUGAGUCAGCCGAGUCAGCCGAGUCAGCCGAGUCAGCACACCCACGCACGUCAACAAAGCCAGACAAUAGUCAAUGGGACACAGCAGCCAAGACCCCCCCCCCCACGCGCCCCGCCCCACCGCCCCACGAAAGCCCGAGGUCGAGGAACAGAGCCUCAGACCUACGCGACAGCCGACAAGACCACACCAGACCACCCAACAGCUGACGACAGGACCACGCCAGACCACACGACAGCCGGCAGGACAACGCCAGACCACGUGACAGCCGACAGGACAACGCCAGACCACGCGACAGCCGGCAGGACCACUCAGACCAUGCGACAGCCGACAGGACAACGCCAGACCACGCGACAGCCGGCAGGACCGACAGGACCACGCCAGACCAUGCGGCAGCCGAUAGGACCACGCCAGACCACGCGACAGCCGACGACAAGACCACGCGACAGUCGACAGGACCGACAAGACCACGCCAGACCAACGCGACAGCCGACAAGACCACGCCAGACCACCCGACAGCCGACGACAAGACCACGCCAGACCAACGCGACAGCCGACAGGACCGACAAGACCACGCCAGACCACGUGACAGCCGACGACAAGACCACGCGACAGCCGACAGGACCACGCCAGACCACGCGACAGCCGACUACAAAACCACGCGACAGUCGACAGGACCGAUAA